Molecule: messenger RNA, 837 nt
Organism: Trichomonas vaginalis G3
Lineage: Eukaryota; Parabasalia; Trichomonadida; Trichomonadidae
Product: protein of unknown function (DUF3447)
Exons: 1
Coding region: 1-837 (278 amino acids)
Molecular function (GO): protein binding
Source: RefSeq, a predicted model, not a curated record
AUGAAAGAUGACAAAGAGAGUUUUAUAGCAUUUACAGAAACUUCAGGAUUUGAUCUCUUUCAAAGAUUAAGUUUAGAAUUAUAUCCUAAUUACUUAAAUCUUAUUGAAUUAUGUUGUUAUCAUGGUGCAGUUAAUUGUUUUAAGUUUCUAAGAACAAAAUAUAAUUUUCCAAUCACUGAAAAAUGUCUUCAAUAUUCUUUCUUGAGUGGAAAUCCUGAAAUCAUGAGUGAAUGCAUGAAAGUAAUGAAACCUGAUGAUAGUUGUAUGCGAUAUGCAAUUAUUUCACACAAUAUAGACUUUAUUUGUUUCUUGAUGAAUGAACACAAUAUCAAAAUUUCCCUUGAGAGUUGUUGCGAAUUCAAAAAUCUCCAAGCUUUUUUAGUUUGUUUAGAUCAAUGUUUUAAUAUUGGUUGCUUAUUUCCUUAUUCAGCAAGCUUUAAUAUCCCAUCACUUUGCAGAUAUCUGCUUCCUUUUUGUGAGGAUAUAAACAAAAAAUGUUCGAAUGGUAAUACAGCCCUUCAUUAUGCUGUUGAAGGAAAUUCUAUCGAAAUAAUAAGACUUCUACUAUCUCAUAAAGCUAAACUCAAUGAAUUUACUGAAACUGGAAAAACAGAACUUCAUAUUGCUGCAGAAAAUAAUUGUAAAGAAGUGAUAGAACUCCUUCUUUCUCGAAACAAUAAGAAUUACCGAAAAAGUGACAAAACAUCAAAAACUGGGAGGGGGUCUCAAUUUUUAUUACUUAUAUUAUUUUACAAUAUUUAUAUAAAUACUCUUUAUAAUAUAUUUUACUAUAAAAUUAUACCUCAAAUUCAAAUAUUUAAAAUAUUAUUUACAUAA